CUUCUCUCUUGUGUUGUCACUCUUUGGCAUCCUGUGCCCAACCGGAAGUUAGUUGAAAAACAACAUGGCGGCGCCGGUCCCUGGUGUGGGACGCCUGGAGGAAGAGGCUCUGCGGCGGAAAGAGCGGCUCAAGGCGCUUAGAGAAAAGACUGGGCGCAAGAAUAAAGAAGAUGAGGAACCAAAAAAUAAAGUUUUGAAAGAAGAAGAAGGAGGUGAGAAACACAGGGAACUCAAACUGAGGAACUAUGUUCCUGAGGAUGAGGAACUAAAGAAGAGGAAGGUGCCUCAGGCCAAACCAGCCUCAGUGGAAGAGAAAGUCAAAGAUCAGCUGGAAGCCGCGAAGCCCGAGCCCAUUAUUGAGGAAGUGGAUUUGGCCAACCUUGCUCCCAGAAAGCCAGACUGGGACUUAAAAAGAGAUGUAGCUAAAAAAUUGGAAAAAUUGGAGAAGAGGACACAGAGAGCUAUUGCUGAACUAAUCCGAGAAAGACUUAGAGGCCAAGAAGGUGACCUGGAAUCUGCAAAGCCAGAAGACAGUGACUCAGAUUAAAGCAGCUUCUGCUCAGCUCUUGGCCACAAUUCAGCAUGUGAACUGAUCCUUCUAGGCCAGGGACAAAGACCCACCCUCAGUCUUAGUUCCCAGAGUGACCACCACUACAGUACUUCUUUUAAUGCCCACCUGAGUACAUCUUGGAGUACAUUUUAGAGGUGUGGCUUGAGUUGGCUGGUUUAUGAUUACCACAAUCUAAA
Messenger RNA from Sarcophilus harrisii (Tasmanian devil), 747 nucleotides. It is a transcript of the gene CCDC12, whose product is annotated as coiled-coil domain containing 12. Gene Ontology annotation, cellular component: U2-type spliceosomal complex; post-mRNA release spliceosomal complex. The transcript is spliced from 7 exons. The coding region runs from base 65 to 547 and encodes 160 amino acids. NCBI's taxonomy places the organism in Eukaryota, Metazoa, Chordata, Mammalia, Dasyuromorphia, Dasyuridae. The record is from RefSeq and is a predicted model, not a curated record.